CAACAUAUGUUUGAACAACUUUCUGGUCUUCAACAAAAGGAAAAGGAUCUAAUGGAGGUUAAUAUGGCUCUGAGAAGCAAGCUUGAAGCAACUAGUGUACCAUUACAAGAAACAAUGCAACAAUUAGGUGAAAACGACUUAGCAAAUCGGGCCGGGCCUGCUCGGCCUCUGGUGUUCUUUGAGCCGCUUGACAGAAACAACACGUCUCAAAUUCGAUACAACUCUCUGCAGGGACCAAAUAACAAUAAUGCAGCAGGAACAACAGAGAAUACAAAUAGGAUGCUGCUGCCUGGAUGGAUGCACUAAAUCCUAAUAAAUUAUUGCAAAAAAAA
This is a messenger RNA of Erythranthe guttata (spotted monkey flower), 332 nucleotides long. The record is from RefSeq and is a predicted model, not a curated record. NCBI's taxonomy places the organism in Eukaryota, Viridiplantae, Streptophyta, Magnoliopsida, Lamiales, Phrymaceae.